ACAAAUUAGUAGCUACGCGACAGACUCAGGUCUAACUAUCACCAAAUUUGUAAGAAAUGAACUAGUUUAUACCGACAUAUUGCAAAUCUAUCAACUUUUUUCUCCUGAAAUUGUCCGAACCUGUAUUUAAGAAUUAUGUAAUAAUUUGGGUUAGAUCGCCCUGAUGCCGGCCGUAGUGCUCAUCCUGUCGACUUGACCCCUCGUAACCUCGCGGCGUUUUUCCCUAAACUGCCAUGGUUUUAGGGCUUGAUGUUUUCCACGUCUUUAAAUAUCCUGCUGAUAAAGUCAUCAAAACACAUCUGUCCAAGUACCCGACUCCCAAGGAGAAAUUUGUGGAAAGCAUCACAACUGUAGAGGAAUCAGUGGAUUCUGUGUCGGGGGUUGAGUACAGAAAAAAGUUGGCAACAUGCACCAACGUUGUGCCAAAGUUUUUAAGAAGGCUUGGACUUCUGAACGUCCCAGCUAUCAUCCUGGAGGAAGAAUCAUGGUACUAUAGAAGACAGAGCACGGCCAAACUGUCGAGCAGGAUGCUGACGUGGGAAAACCUGGCACAACUCAGGGAGGAAUCUGAAUUCAGACCAAGUCCAGAAAACCCGAACUGGACAGAGUUUCGCAUGCGUGGAACCAUUUCCAUCACUGGUGUGGGACCGUUCGGCGCUAUACUGGAAUAUUACGCACAAGUCUUCCUUAGGGGAGGGGGCAAAAAGAGUAUUCGGAUAAUGGAAGAACUUCUGCGCGAAAGAUACGGCGAGGGAGCCAGCCGCUCAAGUAAACCAUCGUCCAAUAAGUGUAUUCUCCCUAACACCACUGGCCAAUCACAUCAUUCUGUGUCCUGAAAUAUGUAAAUAAUGUGCCAAAAGUAUUGACCAAUCAGAGGACGGAUGUCAGUAAUGUGUGCUAAUUAUCAAAGACCUGAUCAUGAUUAAGUUAGAUGGUUGUGAUUGGUCAGAUCUAGCGGAAAGUUAAGUUUUAAAAUGUGUUGUCAAUGUGAAAAAUGCUAACUGUAAGUGAACUAUGUGAAACAAAUCAAGAUACAAAAGUCUCAAUUAUUACAAGAAUGUGUUAUUUAAUAAUACAACAUCUUCUCAGGUAUAUUUAGAAAAGUAUUACAGAAUGUGAGAAAGUUGUGCAACAAUUCUUCUUUGAUUUUUUUGCUUCAUUUACAUUUUUUUUACCACGUAAAUACAUAGCUAGACACAAAGUUUACUUCAAGAUGAGACCAAAAGGCAAUACAUAAAGAAAAGCCAGGGGCCUUGACCUUUGACAUAUUACACUGUGCAUGCACAUUUCAAACCAGGAACUAACUUAUUGCACUGCUGAAUAUUAAUAGCAUGGAUUUCUUUUCUAUUCACUCCACUAAUCUUACCACAACAGUUGGUGACAGAAAAACACAACAAAACAUUUUUUUCAAACCUUCUCUUACGGAAAAAGACAACGAAACCAUUUUUAAACCUUCCCUUACAAUUCACCAAUAAAGUACACAAUACUAAAAGA
Branchiostoma floridae (Florida lancelet) is the source of this 1494-nucleotide messenger RNA. Its product is annotated as PRELI domain-containing protein 2-like. Bases 234 to 836 code for a protein of 200 amino acids. The record is from RefSeq and is a predicted model, not a curated record. Lineage: Eukaryota; Metazoa; Chordata; Leptocardii; Amphioxiformes; Branchiostomatidae. The transcript is spliced from 6 exons. Gene Ontology annotation, molecular function: phosphatidic acid transfer activity. Gene Ontology annotation, cellular component: mitochondrial intermembrane space. Gene Ontology annotation, biological process: phospholipid transport.